AUGGACAGCUCAAGUAAAGCAACGCUGUUCAACGCACUGACGUGGGUGGACGCGCUCAAGACACGCGAUGGUGUGAACUCCCAGCAAGUCGACGCGGCCCUCACCAGCCUCACUGAAGCGUUUGGCAUGAACGUGCACGACGCAGAACAGAAACGACAGCUGGCAGUCAACGGCGACACCUCGUUCGACGAAAUCUUCGCUGCGGGACUCAAAGCGCUGAAUCUGGAGACCGGUGCGCCAGGCGAGACCAAGUCGAUGGCAGACGAAGACCCAGUCGUGAAGAAGCACCCGGAGCUGUGGAAGAAGUGGCUGGCCAAGCUGGAGAGCAAGGGCUUCUUCAAGGACGCUGCACCUGGCUCCGGCGAAUACGCUACACGUACGAACAAGGCGUUGGCCAAAUUCAAGGAGAAAUUCGGCGACGUCAAGCCGGAUUUAUAUAAAGAAGAGAAGGAAGCUAAGGCUGAAGAAGUGAAGGCUCAGGGUAACGCAGCGUUGAGUCGUCAGGACUACGAAGGAGCAGCCAAACUGUACCGUGAGGCGCUGCAGCUGUCGUCUGACGGCCCGUCGUCCCACAUUUACCACUCCAACUUGGCUGCGGCGUUGAUGUACUUGGGUAAGCACACGGAGGUGAUUGACCACUGCGAGCAUUCGAUCGCUCUCCAGCCGUCGUACGUCAAGGCCUAUUCUCGUAUGGGCAGCGCACAAGUGCAACUUCAGGACUUUGACGGCGCCAUCGACACCUACCGACGUGGACUGGAAGUGGAUAGCACGAAUGCUGCGUGUCGUGACGGACUGGCGGAUGCAGAACGUAAGCGUCGUCAGAUGCAGACGACGCCAGCAGCGUCAGCUUCGGCCGGAGGGGCUGGCGGCAUGCCGGACCUGUCGAACCUGGCCAGUAUGUUGGGCGGAGGCGGCGGCGGCGGCCUGGCCGGCCUCAUGAACAACCCGCAGAUGAUGCAGAUGGCUCAGAACAUGAUGCAGAACCCUCAGAUGAUGCAGAUGGCGCAGAACAUGAUGCAGAACCCCGACAUGCUCAACAACCUCAUGGGUGGACUUGGUGGCGCUGGCGGAGACGCUCCUGCAGCUGCUGGAGGUGCAGCAAGUGGGAUGCCCGACAUGAGCGGCCUUAUGAACAGCCCUGAGCUCGUGGCUGCGCGAUCGGACCCGGACUUGGCGGAUUUCUUCCGUGACGUGGACAGCGAGGGCCCGUCCGCUGCUAUGCGUCACAUGUCGAACCCCAAGGUCUCCCAGCUCAUGCAGAAUGUCAUGUCUGGAAUGCAAGGUUAG
Messenger RNA from Phytophthora infestans T30-4, 1287 nucleotides. RefSeq lists its product as uncharacterized. The record is from RefSeq and is a predicted model, not a curated record. Gene Ontology annotation, cellular component: TRC complex; membrane. Gene Ontology annotation, biological process: post-translational protein targeting to endoplasmic reticulum membrane; nucleotide-excision repair. Lineage: Eukaryota; Oomycota; Peronosporomycetes; Peronosporales; Peronosporaceae. The transcript has 3 exons. The coding region runs from base 1 to 1287 and encodes 428 amino acids. Gene Ontology annotation, molecular function: molecular adaptor activity; protein binding; damaged DNA binding.